GGUACUAAAGAAAGGAUUACACCCGGUUAUGAUUUCGUGUGCGAAAGUUACUCUAUAAAGUGACUUUCAGUUUUUAUAUAAAGUGUUCAUUCGUGAAUUAAAAAAUGAGUUUUGGAUUACCAUCGUUAAAACAUAAGCCUGAAGUGGCUGAUCAAUUCAACCUUAAUGAAGAUAUAUAUGGCAUUCCAAAUCCUAUGAUUUCUGGAUUGUCAGGAACUAGGCAAAAAAUUGGUUAUUCGCAUCCUUUAGAAGCUUCAGUAUUAAAUUAUAAGAAAAAUGAAGAACGCAUGAACAUGGUCUUACUACGUAAUUCUCAAGGAUUGCAUGCACCGUUGCGUCUUGCAAUGGAAUUAAAAGCGACUGAAAAAAUUGGAAGACUUCCCUUUUUACCGUCGUCAAAUAUCAUGAGGGAUGUUAUUCUUGGUAGAGAUGAAGAAAUUGGUUUUGAGGAUAUAUUGAAUACAUCUGAGUUCAGAGAACAAAUGGGACAACCUCAUGCUGUAAUAGAGAAAAGUCUUGGUAUUCUUUAAGAAGGAGAGAUACAUCAUUCAAAGCAGUCUACAGUAACUUAUUAAUGAUGCAAAUAAUGUGAACAUUACAUUUCCUUGAUAUUUGAAAAUCUUUCAAUCAUUAAAUUUUUAUUAGAUUAAUUAUGCAGAAUGUAUGAAAAGAAAGUUCAAAAGUUUAUCGAAGAAGUUAAGAUAACUUUAUCAAUGAGAUAGAAUGCAUUAAUGCUUUUUAUUGACAAACGUGUUAGAUUAGUUGACUCAUUAAACAUCAUAAUCUGUAUAAAUCAACAAGUCACGUUAAUUACAUUUGAUACAGU
Molecule: messenger RNA, 826 nt
Organism: Polistes canadensis
Lineage: Eukaryota; Metazoa; Arthropoda; Insecta; Hymenoptera; Vespidae
Gene: Pomp
Product: proteasome maturation protein
Exons: 6
Coding region: 105-530 (141 amino acids)
Biological process (GO): proteasome assembly
Cellular component (GO): cytoplasm; nucleus
Source: RefSeq, a predicted model, not a curated record